GGCAGAAGAAGAAGAUUAAGUCGCAACGCAAACAGUUAUCAGUUAUUUAUGGAAUUUUUGGUUUAUUAAUUAGUGAUGUGUUAUGUGUUGUUGCUUCGCAUUUAACAAGUUCACCCUUUUAUCAGGCCUUGAUCUUUCUCUAGUAGUGAUAACAUAAUUUAAUGGUGGUAAUGUACAAAGUGGAAUACUCCUUUUGCAAAUAAUUUUUUCAAUAUUGUUACAAAAUAUACAGUGAACAAAGAAAAUGUAUACAAUGCAACAUGUCACUCGUGAAGAAAAACCUGAAAAAGAGUGCAUACAUUCAGGACACUUUAUGGUUUCUACGUUCGAGGCAGAAGAACAGGACGACGAGGACAACGUAGCUGUUCCAAUUCCAGAAAAUACAUCAGAUACUGUGACUGUGUCUGUUCCGCUGCCUCUUGUGUCAGUUAAACCUAAAAAUGCACAUAUCUCCAAGGAACUACAGAGGAAUCACCAGCAGCUUUCUAUUGAUACCAGUUUAUCUAAACUCUUUCAAGCUAUGUCCUUGGCUUACAGACAAAAACUGACCUCGCCGAAAUGGAAUAGAUUUCGAGGAAUAAGACUUAGAUGGAAAGAUAAAAUUCGUCUAAAUAAUGUUAUUUGGAGGUGCUGGCAUUUGCAGUUUAUUAAGAAAGAAAAUACUUUGAUUUGCCAAUUCGCUUCGCCUUUGGAUGUAGAUACUCACAAUAAACCUGAGGCUGUGGUUUUGGAAGGAAAAUAUUGGAAACGAAAAUUAGCUGCUGUCACAGCUGAAUACAAAAGAUGGCGGAUGUUUUACAGAAACAACAUCUUGGGUCACAACAGAGAUGCCGCAGAUCAACUGUUAGAAAUAGACUUGUUGGGAUGGGAUUCAGGAAGUUCCGAAAAUAUCGACAAUAUUAUGAUGGUGGACGAGGACUAUAUGGGACUUAUGAGCGAUACAUUAUUUUCUACAAUCACUAAUCAACCAUUUGUGUUCCCGGAUUCUAGGGAAAUUGCGAAAGCUGGUUUAGCCGAUUUUAUUCAACCAAGUUUGGGUCCUCUACAACCUAACUUAGAGGAUUAUAUGGAUUUGGAUCCAUUUCAAGCAUUAAUUGGCAGCAAACUUGCAACAGUUCCUGAGGAAAUCCCAUCAUCCCAACAACCUACAGGAUGGGGUUAUAUGGACAAUGGUUUGAACAGUCCAGAGGCUUCUAUGGAGGUACCAUCAUUGGAUCCUCCUAUACAAGUAUCUCAAUACCAAGUGCAGUCAGAAAUAGUAGAAGCACAAAAGCCACAAAUGGCUCCUCCAAGUUAUAAUAAUAUGUCGCAACAACAAUAUGUUGUUCCGGCACCAGUACCAACUUAUCCCUCUGUGAUAUCAAAGAACAAUGUAAAGACUUCAAAGAGUAUGCCCUCAAGAAGUAAUAUGGUGUAUAGUAAAUCUAUGGAUAAUAUUUAUCCAACUUAUUCUCAACAAAAUCGAUCAGAUCAAGUUGUAGAUCGAAUUAUAAUGACUGACACAUCACAAAUUCAACAAGUACCUACACAACAACCGCAGCACUCUCCUCAACAUCAGCAUCAACUACAGCAAGAAUAUGUAGAGUACAAAUUAGUGACAAUGCCACAUGAAGAUCCCAAACAAGGUUAUAAAUUUUCAGUUGUGACUACUCCAAGUAUAAAAUUCACCUCACCACAGGUACAUCCUCAAAUGAUGCAAUCUUAUUCUAGCCUCUCUCAGUAUAGUAGUCUCCCUCACGCUAAUGAAGAUAAACCAAGGCGCAGGGGAGGAACAAGAGGACGAGGAAGAUCAAGAUCAAAUACAAGGGAACCUAUCAAAAGACCUCCUCUUGUGUCGGCAGCUAGUGAUCCAUCAUUACUUACUCCACAAAACAGCGUCUUAUUGACGCAGUUAUUGACUAAUAGUACGAAUCACGCUAGUACCAUAUACAACCGUAGUGUAAGUCAUGGUUCACUAGAAAGGAUUCCCAGUCAGGUGCGAAUCAAAGAAGAAAAAAAUUCUGGUCCGGUUUUAUCUCAAGCCUCUUCAACAACUAUUAUCUUACCAGCUCAAGUUAGCAUGACUACCGUACAGUCUCCUACCACAGAUCCUGUUAGUCCUAUACUUUUAAAUUCAUAUAGCAACUCAAACAGCCCCAUAAUGGAUCCCUUGUCACAAAAUAUUCACUCUCCGACAUCAUCACAAGGUUCAGUUGGUUCUCCUGGUGGGGAAGGUUCGAGUCACCGUGAUAGAAGGGCUGUGCAUAUACACGCCGAACAGAAGCGGCGGUAUAAUAUCAAAAAUGGUUUUGAUAUGAUCCAUUCACUUAUACCACACCUUAAUCAAAAUCCUAAUGCCAAGUUAAGUAAGGCAGCUAUGUUACAAAAAGGAGCUGAAUAUAUCAGGCAGUUAAGGGACGAAAGAAGUAAACUGAAAGCAGAAAUGGACUCCUUGCGGCAACAGAUUGAAACACUUAAUUCGGCUAUCAGUAACUGUCAGUCGAUGUUACCAGCCACGGGUGCUCCUGUUUCCAGAAGGAGGGACAGCAGAAUGCAAGAAAUGUUUGAAGAAUACGUAAGGAUGCGAACCAUGGAUACUUGGAAGUUUUGGAUCUUUGGAUUAAUUUUCAAGCCAUUAUUAAAUUCUUUUAACAAUUUUGUGUCGAGUUCUAGUCUUGAUGACCUUUAUCGAUCAACAAUGCUUUGGACAGAACAGCAUUGUACGCUUGGAGAUCUCAGGCCAGUGGUGCUUAACUCACUGAAGUACCUGUGCACUACAACAGAUGUUCUGACAAAACCGGAGAAGUUACCAGAAGAAACACAACAGUUAGCCCAGAGUAAACGUCUCAACAAAUAGUUUUUAUUUUUUAAAUUGAAUAACCGAUACGUACAAUUUGCUCAUGAAUAUUUAAAGCGCGUUUUGUUUUUAUUUAAUUUUAAAGAGUGGUCCACAAAAAAUAUUUCUAAAGUAGGACAUGAACGACAAAGACAGAUACCAGUUAUGUCCGUGAUAACUAUGUACUAAAUCCAUACUGACACUGAAAUAGAAGAAUUGUACCCUUCGACAUACGUGCAUUUUUCCAAGACCUACUUUAGAAAUAUUUUUGUGGUUCACUCUAUAUAAUAGUUCUAUAAAAUCCGUUAGAUCUUGCGAAUAAGACUCAUUAUAUUUUUUACUUUUUUAACUUUAAAUCAUUGAUAGGAUUGAAACAGAUUGGUCUCAUUUAAGAGGAUGUCUCGAUUCGAAACUUUUGUAGGACAAUUUUUUACAAUUUGUAUUUAUUUUAAUACAAAAAUUCUGAAUAAUUAAGGGAUAAAGUAUCUUAAAUCGGCAGAAAAUUUAUAAAAUUAUUUUUUUUUUUAUUCUUUGUGUUAAAUAAAAAUAGAUUUAAAAAUAUAUCGACACCCACAUCGCAGAAGAUUGUAUCUCACGAUACGUCCUUUUUAAAUUCAGCCACAGACGUAUUUAGCAAAAUGAGGCGAAUCCAUCAGUAUAAAAAACGUAUCUCGAUUUGCAUUGGCUUGGUUGAUACUCGUUUGAAAAGUUACGUGCACCAUUUCUGUCUUAAAAAGGCAGUAACACGUGCCAUAUACCUCUUUAUCUGCGUUAAAUUUUGUAGUUUCGAAUAAUAUGCAGCAUUGAAAGAUUGUAAAAUGAGUUACAGCCUUCUUGUUUGCAUAUUUUUUUAAUGUAGAAAUAAAAAUAUACCUACAUAUUUCUUAUUGUAUCAUGGUUGUAUCAAACUUACUACCCUAUUCUGUGAAGUGUUAUGUUAAAUGUCAAGGUUGUAUCUCAAUCAAACUCAACUUGGUAAUUAUUUAUAAAAUUUAAACAUUCAUUAUCUCAUAGUUUUCUAAUUAUGCUAUUUGUUAACUAUUGAAGUAUUAAACAGUUUCACCACAAAUAUUAAAAAAAAAUCGUUUUUUAGUUUUCUGACUUUUCUGAAAAUCACUAAAAUUGAGUUACAAACUUCUUCGAUGGGGAUGUCGAUUUGCUCAUAUUUUAUAAAGGCUAAUUCCGUUGGUAAGAGCGGUAUGCGAAGAAGAUAAAUAGGUGGGUUCAAAUUCCUCCGAGGACUGAAUUUUUUCAUUUAACUUGUUUUUACCUUGGAGGUUACAAAAUAAUAUUUCAUUAUUUAAUAAUAAAAGAUUUUUAUUUUUAAAUACUUGGUGAAGUUCAGCUUAUUGCUCCACUCAACCGAAAUAAAUUAUUAAUAAUUAAAAUUGAUGCAAUAUAAAAUUCAUACAAAUAAUAUAAAAUCAAUACAAAAAUAGAACAUUAAUACAAAAAAAAAUCAAUACAAAAAAAUUAAACAUAUUUAAAAUCUAUGUAUGAUUUAAAACUGCUGAGUGACGAUUUGCUUUUGACAUUUUUAGGCAUUUCAAUAAGUAAUUUUCUGGCAUUAUAUGAAAAUGAUCUUUGAUAAACAAACGUUUUUAUGUUUAUUGACUACAAAAAGAUAUCUGUACCUCGUAUGACGGUUAUGGAUGGAAGAUCUGACCUUUAACUUGUUACAAGUUAUAAAAGUAUUUUUAAAAAAACCGACUUUAAAAUCGUGCAGAUGCCAUCUCCACAUUUUGACCACAUUUAUAAGGGACCACCCCUGAGGUACUCCCUUACUAACAAAAAAAAAAAAAGAAUCUGAGAAAUCGGACAAGAUGGUGAAGAAUUGCCGCUAAACAUACAUAAAAAAUGAAGAGUUUGAGAAUUUUCUAAUGGACCCAAUUAUUAGAUUUUGACAGAAUUGAUAUGGAACCACUCCUGAAGUACCCCCUUUCUAACAAAAAAAGAAUCAUUGAAAUCGGACAUCGUGUUAAAGAAUUAUCGCUGAAAAUACAUAAAAAAAAAUAUUACGAGGAAUUGAGAACCUCCUCCUUUUUUGAAGUAGGUUAAAAAUAUAAAAUGGGAUUUUAACACUUUAUAAAACCAGACAAGCUAAAUGAACUUUUCUUUGAUUAUACAUAUUCAGCCAUCCCAACUCUGAUAAUUUUUCUGACACAUUCUUUGAUCUUCGAAGUAAGCAAUUGUAUUGAAUUUCUAUGAUUAUGGAUCCUUCUUUCGAGUAUUAUUAAGGCAGUAAUUCCUGAAAAGCCCUACAAGAAAGGGAAGACGACUUAUUCUACAUGCUGAUUCUGAAGAAAGUUUUUGUAGAAAAUGCAUUAUUGGUUUUUAAGGCAAAAAGACGGGAGAUUACCAUCAAGAGAUGAAUUCCAAAGUAUUUUAGAAAAACUAACAACUUAUUACUGAUUUUUUAAAACAAAAUUGAUAAAUUUCUUAUCAAAAUGAUUAAAAAGUAACUAAAGUAAAUUUUAUUUAUUAGAAAAUAAUAAAACUUUUUACAAAAUUGUUAAUUCACAUUUAAAACAACAUGUACAUUAGAGAUAAUCUUAAUUUAGCAUAAAGAGCUAACAUUACUUCCACAACUAAUAUUUUAAAAAUAUCUACUUAACAUUAAUACGUAGGUACGUAUGAAUAGUUCACUUUAAAUUAAAAAAUAUAGGUAAAGUUUACAACUAGAGUUAUAUGGACCUACAAUAUUGUUUUAGUAAUGACAAUAUAAUUAAUGUUGACAUGUACUGUUAUGAAAAUGUUGGUUCCAGUUUUCAAAACAAAUCCUAAUUCAUAGACCUGUAAACUUUUGAAUGCCUUCAUUUGCCCUUUAUAACGUAUUUCUUAUAGGAGGAAUUCCAGUUACUGAGUGAUCCAGUUGCCAUUCACUGAUUACUUUUACUUAAGUUUAUACCUAUAACAAAUAUAUCUUUGAAAAUGUAAAAACAUCAUAUCUCUAUAUUUUAUACUAACCUGUAUCUGGAUAUUCUUUUAACAAUUUUUUUUAAAUAUUCAAUAUCCAUUUUAAAAACUUUUUUUGAUAACGUCAACAAAUCAACGACCAUAUUGAAAAUUCAUUUGACAGUGACAGUUCGUUUUAGACAUACUUUUCAAAUUACAAUAAUGAGAUAUUUACGACCGUUGUCUGGAACCAAACAAAAAAUCGACUCCUAUGACAUUUAAUUGUUCCUUAACCCCUCAUUGGCCGUUCGCCGACUAGGGCCGAUAAUAACUAUUACAUACAUUUUGAACACUACUAUAUUUCGGAACACGCUCUUAGUAACGAAUCUAGUUACUUCUCCCUGUGUAAAUGCGUCUUUUUAAUUCGCUCCUCCUAAUUUAAAAACAGAGUAUAGUUAGGAGGUAAACAUAUCGAAAGUCCCCGCUCGUAGCCUUUGAGCCGGGAGGGAAAAGGGUUUUUCGCUUAUAUCUCGGAAACUAUGCCUCCUAGCGACAUGACCAUACAAUAUGAAAUUAAAGCUUAUUAAAUUGUCUAUAAGUUUUACCUAAUCAAGUUUUUCGAUAUCUUGUAUAGUUUUCGAUAUAUCAGCUCUUGAAAGUCUGUAAUUUUGGAAAAAAAAAUUACCUCACAUAUUUUGCUCUUUUUGAACGGAUAACUCUUCAACGAUGCACCCAAAAAAGUAAAUGCCGACCAUAGGGUUGUAGAGAAUUAAAUUCCCUUCAAUAAUAUAUAUUACUUUACUAUUUUAUCUAUUUUCCUUCAAAUGUUAAAGCAAUUUCAAAAUUGAGCGUGAAAUUUGAAAUUUUGCGACAAUUGUCGACCAAUGAAUUCCCAGUCAACGUAUUGGCCGAAAUAUGCACCAUUAUGUACUUAUAGUGAGUACUGGGCGUCUAAAUAGAGCACAGAUAAUCAUUUUAGAGUAUAUAGUUGUGGGCCCUAUGACCAGGUUCCUCACACUUAAUUGAAGAAUAUCUAGACCAUUUUAAUGGGAUAAUAGGUUGCUAUGACCAUGCUUCUGCUUGUAUGAGUAUUUUUAAGAUGAGAUGGUUUUAUAAAUCACAAUCAUUAACUGAAAAAACGUUAAUUGACAUAGAAAAGUGAAUUAACAUAAAACAUUACUGUAUGUAACAUUGAGUCAAUUUCUUGCUCUCUUGGGGUGUGAAGGCUCUUCAUCCUCGUCUUCGUAUGUGACUAAUUCGUACUAAAUUUUCAAUUACGGCUAGUAAAUAAAGCUCUCCAAUUUAUAGACUAGCCGGUAAUGACAUAUUUUGUGCAUCGUUUGUUUAAUGUAUGCAUCUUUUAACUUAUGAUAAUUAUAGGUUUUUAACAUGUUCUCGCCAAUUAUAUAACAGUGCUCGUAUGCAGCGGCGUCACCAAACAAAUUGGAAUUUGUUUUGAAAAUGGAUAAUUCCAAACGAUUAGUAAAUGUAUGCAAAUCUUUCUUUGUUCAAAUUUGAAAAAAAUAUACCGCGGAAAAUAAUCUGCUUACGCCUCCUUCGUGUACUACGUCCCGAAAUUGUUAAUUGAACAUGUAAAAAAGAAAAAGUAUUGAAGAACAAUUAUUUAACGUAUGCUUUUUCACAGCAUUUUUGUUGUGAAAUAGACCACGAAAAGCUACUUUGCAUACAAUCGCAUCGUGCAUAUACAUUGUGGUAAUUUCGCACUUUUUUGUAAUUACUCGGAAUAAUGAUUUAAUGUAUUCACGAAAAAAAUUUGCAGACAUUUUGCAAGUGUUUAAGAUAUUUGCAUACGCUAAAAUAGGUCGCAAAAAAGGACGAAAAUAAUUCCAAAUAUCGUUGAACAAUUCUUAAACGAAUGCUAUUGGAAAUAGUGACAAAUUACGUAAAAAUAUUCAUAUAUUAUGCAGGGUGUCCCAUUAAUGCGUAAUUGCUCGAUAAAUCAAAUAAAAGUUAUAUGGAUUUGAAAAAAGCAUUUUAAAAAUAUUGGAUAUACAGGAUGUUACGUUUCUGUCUGGAAAAUAUAAAUGGAUAUUUUUUAAAUGAAACGACCUAUGUUUUGUUUCAGUUUUAUAAUGGUCUGGUAAUACUGUAUUAAACUCUAAAAUGGUUUUAAAAAAUAUUGCAUUGUUGCCAAGCAAUUAUUUUUUUGUGAAAUUAGAAAAUGAUGCAGACCCCAAAUAAAAUUAUAAUUUAGAUAGGUUAGCAAUGAUUUCAAAAUUGUUUAAAAUACAAACUUAUAAGAUACAAAGCUAAAGAAUGGUGCUGAUGGAACUGGUUUAUUUUAUACAGAGUGUUUUGAAACAUGUCUUAAAUAUGGCUAAUUUUCAGUUCAAUUUACUCGUUUUUUUUUUUCAAAUGCAACAGUCUGUAUAUUAUUUAAGCAUAAAAUUCCUAUACAGAUAUGUCUAAAGCAUUCGAUAGUGUCUGCCACAAGUUGCUAGCUCAGAAACUUUCUCAGAUUGGCAUGGUAGCUAUUUGAAAUGGACCAACUCUUACUUAACAGAACGUUCUCAUCGUGUUCUGGUUCAUCAUUCAGAAUCUUGUGAUAUAUCGGUGACGUACGGUGUUCCUCAAGAUUCGCACAUUGGUCCCGUUCUAUUUCUAUUAUAAACGACGUAACAAAUUGUUUCUUAAAUAGUUGCUAUCUUUUGUUUGCAGACGACCUAGUUUUUUAGACAAAAACUAGUGAUAACUCUGCCUUACAAUCAGAAAUGGUGCAAAAUCAAUCGUCUGCUUCUUAACGUUAGCGAAUGUGCUACGAUUUAUUUUACAAGAUCCCUAACUUAUCGACAAUGUAUAUAAAGUAGAUAGUGCCUCAACCAGUCGGACAUUUAACCAACAUGCUGAAUCUAUCGUUUGAAGGAAUUUAGAAUGCUUGGCUUCAUCAUGCGUCACAUUUACGAUAUCAAGGCUAUUAUGUCCCUUUACAACUGUUUAGUUUGCAGCAUUAUUGAAUACUGUGCUGUAGUCUGGAUGCCAAUCCACAUUAACAGAAUUGAACGGGUACAACGAAAGUUCGUUGAGUAUAUUCUGUUUAAGUUUCGUUUUCCAUGCCAGAGUACAUCAUACGAAACGCGUUUGCUACUAUGUUUGUAGUCACUUGAAGCAAGAAGAAAACAAUCUGUUCCUUUGUUCCUUUUUAAAUUACUCGAUGGAGUAAUCUCCUGUAACAUUCUUUUGGAAAAUAUCACCAUUUUCUGACUCCUUCUCGGCGAACACGACACACCUCUGUUCUACAUUAGACAACAUCGAACCAACUAUGGACAAAGGGCAUUUUCUGACCGUAUUUGCCUAAACUAUUAAUAAGUUUUAUCCUAAAUGUGACAUAUUCAAUGUAAGCUUACCAGUUUUGGAAAUUAUUACAUCUAAUUUAGUGAAAUUACAUCUAAUUUGGUUAAAUAAUAUAUAACUAACGAUUCCAUUUUGAGGGGGGGGGGUUCAGUUACAAUAAAAUAGGUUGAAUUAUUUUAGCUUUUUUAAUGUAAAUAAUUUUGUAAACAAAGUGAGAAUAAUGAAAUAGGCAUGAUAACAGCGGAUAUUAUACCCUCCUGUGUAGAAUAUGGCUUACUUACGACAGCACCAUAUUUGUUAUGCAGUUACAUAUCCUGUUAUCUCUGAUAAAACCAGACAUAACUUGAAUAUCGCUAGUCAUACAGAGUCCGAAAAAUGUAUGCUAGCAAAUCCUACCUUUAUAUUUUUUACUAUAUUGAAAUUUAAGAAGAUCAAAGAAUAUAACAUCACAUUUCAUCAGAAUAUAUUACUUAACAUUAUUAAACACAAUUUUUUAUUACUGCCAAAACUUUAUUUAUUGUGCAUGGUUGUAAAAUAUUGUCUUCAAAGGUUUUUGCGAAUCUAGCUUAAAUAUUAAAAAUGUUAUUUUUUUUUGACUACACCCUUUUAGUACAAUUAUAGUUUAAGGUUAAUAUGUUCGAUGUGUGCAGUGUUGUAUACUGUAAUAUGAUUUUCUUCGUAGUGCCUUAAAUAAUGAAGA
Psylliodes chrysocephalus is the source of this 9722-nucleotide messenger RNA. The record is from the annotation of a GenBank genome assembly. Lineage: Eukaryota; Metazoa; Arthropoda; Insecta; Coleoptera; Chrysomelidae.